CGACCCGCAUCAUUGAGAAGGACACGUUUUGGGACUGAAUUUUUAUUAUCAAAGGUCCCUCAUCUACUAUGACUGACCCCACACGAAGUACAAUAUUGGUGUAUCUGGGGGAGGGCGCAUGUGAAGAGAAUGCUGAAGUCGUGGUAGAGACUCUAAAGAGACAUCUGAAUGAGAAGGAUUAUGUAUUUAAGUACAUCUCCCCGGAGGAGACUAUUGAAGGAAACUGGAAAAAGUCAACAGCCCUGUAUGUGAUCGGUGGAGGGUAUGACCUUGGGUAUAUCCACGCCCUUGGGGAUAAAGGGACACUUCAGGUUCAACAGUAUGUCCAGGAAGGAGGAGCCUAUCUAGGGCUCUGUGCAGGAUCUUACUUUGGAUGCGACUACAUAGAAUUUGAUAAGAAAGGACCCCAGGAAGUUUGUGGGGAAAGGAUCCUUAAAUUUUUCCCAGGUUUAUGCGUUGGUCCGGUGUGGGGUCCUUACAAUUACGGCAGUGAGAGUGGAGCCAGAGCCGCCCUGGUGGACUACUAUGACAAGGGGACCCAACUCUCUCCAACCACACUCCGAGCCUAUUUCAAUGGUGGGGGCAUGUUUCUCUUUUAUGCGGACCAGUUCCUAUCUGUCAAACGUAUUCCUGAUCAAGUUUUAAAGAAGCACUGCAAAGAAUCUUUUAAAAAGGAGCAAUCUAGUAAAAAGGAAAUUGUUGAGAGUAAACAAAAGGAAUCGGGACUGAAAGAUUUUAGUGAUACGGAGCCUGAGUUUUGUGAGGAAUAUGGACCUGAAGAUUUGACACACACACUAGGAGUGUAUAGAACAGAGGGAGAGAAAGGGAAUGCAUUUUGUGAUAUAGGUACAGAUUUAUCAAAAUUGCCAAUAGAACCAAAUGCCAAAAGAUCAAAAAUCGACCACAAGAAAAGUGAAGUCGCAUCUCAUACCAAACAUGAAUCAGAUAAUAGCAUGAAGGAGAAAUCAGUCACAAGACAAGUAAGAUCACUCGAUAAGAAUGUGGAGGUACUAGCUGUGUACCGUGAGAUUGAGGGUCAGCCAGCAGCUAUUGUCAAGUGUCAUGUAGGCAAGGGUGUCGCUAUUCUCAGUAGUCCACACAUUGAAUAUGACAGCAACAGUCUGAAUGCAGAGGACAAGGAUAUUAAAAAACUUAUUCCACAUCUUGUAAAUUCAGACACUCAUGAGCAUAAAUGUUUUAGAUCCAUGCUCAGUCACCUUGGCUUGACUCUGAGUCACUAAGGUCAGAGCAGCAUAGUUACACCUAGACUACAUUUCACUCGGAGUUUCUAGAUCAAGGCUUGGUUGACUCUUAAAGAGUCAUUAGAUUGAUCAGCGUGUUGCUGUGAUAGUUGACUCUGAGUCACUUUGGUCAGAACAUCAUAGUUACACCUUGACUACAUGGAUAGUUUGACUGAGUUUCUUGAUCAAGGCUUGGUUGACUCUUAAAGAGUCAUUAGUUCAAGACUGACUUGACUCCCGAGUCUCUAAGGUCAGAUCAGCAUUGUUACAUUUAGACUACAUAGGUAGUUUGACUCAGAGUCUCUAGAUCAAGGCUUGGUUGACUCUUAAAGAGUCAUUAGUUCAAGACUGACUUGACUCCGAGUCUCUAAGGUCAGAUCAGCAUUGUUACAUUUAGACUACAUAGGUAGUUUGACUCGGAGUCUCUAGAUCAAGGCUUGGUUGACUCUUAAAGAGUCAUUAGUUCAAGACUGACUUGACUCCGAGUCUCUAAGGUCAGAUCAGCAUUGUUACAUUUAGACUACAUGGGGUUUUUGACUCGGAGUCUCUAGAUCAAGGCUUGGUUGACUCUUGAGUCAUUAGACUGAUCAGCGUAAUGCUGUUGUAGAUCAUGACUAACUUGACUCUUGAGUGACUAGAUUGGUCAUUCAUUUAACUUAAUAGCUAUUUCAUCUUUAAUAUUGAUUCUAACUCAGUAUUUUUGUUUGUAUCUUGAACCUGAUUAAGAAAGUUCUCUAAAGAUAAAUACUGUUACCAGUACGGUAUUUACCCAGAAAACCCCCAUACCUAGUCAUAUUUAAGCCUACCCAUAGCUAUUGUAGUUUGGUUAUAAUGCCAACAGAUGCAUUUUAUUAUCCUAUACUCAAGCCCCACCCUUAUUUGUGUUAAAAUAUUUUACGUAAGCUGCCAGGAAAUAGAUCGGGAUAUUUACAUAAAAUUUGUUUUGUAUCUCAAGGCAAACCAUGCACCAUAAGAUUUUGUCUUGCACAAUGUGAUAUUUUUUUGAAAGAUAACUUCAUUUUUUUAUUCAUUUACAAUUUAUUUUUCAGUAUUUUAUUUUUCACUCACUUGCCAUAUUAGAGAACACUCUAAUUGGCUCUAGAACUGGCUGGUAAUCUCGGUUAGAUAAUGGUAAACAUAUCCUGUUGUUGUGUAGCCCUGCAAGAUGCAGCACAGCUGUUAAAGACCAUUAACAUCAGAACAGAAAACAAGUGAAUGUUUUCCUUAUAGAAAUCAUUCUAGUCGUCCUGUCAUUUUUUUAUACGAAUUGCUAACCAAUUGUUGGUUGAGAACAAAUUAUGACAGAAAUUCAUGAUUGAAUAAGUUGAAUUAUUUCGAAAUAUGUGAUCCAGUUUGCACAGUAAUUUAGUAAGUUUACAUGCAUGUGAUAUAUAUGUGUGAUGUAAGCGAGUUUAAAACGUUGAAGUUUUCGUGUGAAAUAAGAACUGAACAAAUUGUUUAAAAAGAAUGGAUUUAUUGUGUUUUUGGAAUAUUUUACAUUGUAUCUAAAUUUUCUUUUUUUUAAUUUCAAGUUGAAGAUUCAAGAUUAUAUUGACAAAUGGGUGAGAUAAGCAACAUUUCUAUGGGUUCUAUUACAUUGCAUCCAUCCAUUCCCCAGAAAAUGGCGGGGUGUGUUUAUGGGGAACAGGAAGGCUUUUUAGCUUUAUUAUGGUAGUACUUUUGUAGAUGAUACAUUCAUUCAGAUGUUAUUUGUUUCAAAAAAUUAAAUAGUAUAAUCUAUUCUUGUUAUGUUUAAUUUAUAAUUUAACAAAAGUAUAUAAUCAAGAUAAUUAUGUUGGCAUUAAUUUAUUUGUAUGCAAUUCUUACUUUGUUUACUGAUAUAGAAAUAUUUCAUGAGGAUUUAUGUUUUUUUUAUUACUGUAUUAUUAUUAUACACGUAAUUAUUAUUUGUUUUUGCAGUGCUGUUUUUGCUUUUUCUUUGUGGGAUCUGUUUAAUCUUGCUCAAAGAUAUAUUACAAGAUAUGUUGGUUUUUUUAAUGUGUCUGUGAAGUAUAUAUAUAUAAUGCAGAUAUAUAGCAAGAAAAAAAUUGAAUGAAUAUAAAGUAUUUUGUUAUAGAUAUGGUAAGUAGAGUGUGGUGUGAAGUAUAUUAUAAUGUAGAGAGUAAGUAAAUUUUGUAUGGAUGAAGUGGAGUUUGGAUGUGAAGUAUAUUAUAAUGUAGAGAGUAAGUAAAUUUUGUAUGGAUGUUAAGUAAGUUGUUAUAGAUAUAAGUAGAGUAUGGUGUGAAGUAUAUUAUAAUGUAGAGAGUAAGUAAAUUUUGUAUGGAUGUUAAGUAAGUUGUUAUAGAUAUAAGUAGAGUAUGGUGUGAAGUAUAUUAUAAUGUAGAGAGUAAGUAAAUUUUGUAUGGAUGUUAAGUAUGUUGUUAUAGAUAUAAGUAGAGUAUGGUGUGAAGUAUAUUAUAAUGUAGAGAGUAAGUAAAUUUUGUAUGGAUGAAGUGGAGUUUGGGUGUGAAGUAUAUUAUAAUGUAGAGAGUAAGUAAAUUUUGUAUGGAUGUUAAGUAUGUUGUUAUAGAUAUAAGUAGAGUGUGGUAUAAGAUAUGUUUUGUGUGGGUUGAAUUAAAAAAAAAAAGAACCUCAGUGUUUAUUUACCUGUCAAAUUAAUGGGAGUAUUAUGGUAUGGCGACAUCCAUCUAUUUUGUGUAAACUAUUCUUUGUCCAGUGAGUAAACAUCGUCCCUGUGAAAAUAACUGGCUAUAUCAGUAAUAUUGUGUUAUGAAUGUAUAGUGUAUUGGUGUGAAUGUGUGAGUAUGGCACUUUGAUAGGAAAACUGUUAUGGUAUUAUGACAGUAUUGUACACGUUGUCCACUAAAUAACAUUUAGAGUUGAUUCCAAAACAAGGUACAUAUUUAUGUGUGUAAUGACAUCACUACUUUUUGCUAUGUACACAUGUUUUGAUGAUGUCAUAAAUUCAUAAUUGACUGUGAUGUUGACAGCUUGCCAUGGAGCCAAAACAUGUCAGCUAUUGGCUAGAAUAAAAACAAAAGAAUCUCA
This is a messenger RNA of Pecten maximus, 4250 nucleotides long. Its product is annotated as biotin--protein ligase-like. Gene Ontology annotation, cellular component: cytoplasm. The record is from RefSeq and is a predicted model, not a curated record. The transcript has 4 exons. NCBI's taxonomy places the organism in Eukaryota, Metazoa, Mollusca, Bivalvia, Pectinida, Pectinidae. Bases 69 to 1241 code for a protein of 390 amino acids. Gene Ontology annotation, molecular function: biotin--[biotin carboxyl-carrier protein] ligase activity.